Dama dama (fallow deer) is the source of this 3902-nucleotide messenger RNA. It is a transcript of the gene DHRS3, whose product is annotated as dehydrogenase/reductase 3. The transcript has 6 exons. The record is from RefSeq and is a predicted model, not a curated record. Bases 427 to 1293 code for a protein of 288 amino acids. NCBI's taxonomy places the organism in Eukaryota, Metazoa, Chordata, Mammalia, Artiodactyla, Cervidae. Gene Ontology annotation, cellular component: lipid droplet. Gene Ontology annotation, molecular function: oxidoreductase activity, acting on the CH-OH group of donors, NAD or NADP as acceptor.
GCGCGCGUGUGGUUGGUGCUUUUUUUUUUUUUUUUUUUUCCUUCCCCUGCCUAAACUCCUCUGUCAGCCUGUAAACAUUACCUGAGAAUUCCCCAGCCGAAACGGCUGGCUGCCGGGGCAAGAAAGUUCUUGUUAGAACUUUCCACCUCUGGCUUCCCUUCCACCCCUCUUACUGUCCCAACCUUCGGAGACGCUUUUUCUCCUCCGGAGGAUUUAUCUUUUUUUUUUUUUCCUCCCCCCUUUUUUUCUCACCCGGUGCUUGCUUUGCAUUUGGGAAGAGGUGAUUUCAAGAGUGGCCAGGUGGGACGCCUCUCUGCCCCCUUAUUCGGUUUAUUUAUUAUUGUUUGGGAGUGUUUUGUUUUUUAAGUCCUGUUUUGUUCGGUCCGGGGAGUUUCGCCCCUGCCGCCCGGCUCCGCGGCGCGGAGGAUGGUGUGGAAACGGCUGGGCGCGCUGGUGGUGUUCCCUCUGCAGAUGAUCUAUCUGGUGGUGAAGGCUGCGGUCGGACUGGUGCUGCCGGCCAAGCUGCGGGACCUGUCCCGGGAGAACGUCCUCAUCACCGGCGGCGGGAGAGGCAUCGGGCGCCAGCUAGCUCGCGAGUUCGCAGAGCGCGGCGCCAGAAAGAUUGUUCUGUGGGGCCGGACUGAGAAAUGCCUGAAGGAGACGACAGAGGAGAUUCGGCAGAUGGGCACUGAGUGCCACUACUUCAUCUGUGAUGUGGGCAACCGGGAGGAGGUGUACCAGACGGCCAAGGCGGUGCGGGAGAAGGUGGGUGACAUCACCAUCCUGGUGAACAACGCUGCCGUGGUCCAUGGGAAGAGCCUGAUGGACAGCGAUGAUGAUGCCCUUCUCAAGUCCCAGCACAUCAACACCCUGGGCCAGUUCUGGACCACCAAGGCCUUCCUGCCACGGAUGCUGGAGCUGCAGAACGGCCACAUCGUGUGUCUGAACUCCGUGCUGGCACUCUCCGCCAUCCCCGGUGCCAUCGACUACUGCACGUCCAAAGCCUCAGCCUUCGCCUUCAUGGAGAGCCUGACCCUGGGGCUGCUGGACUGUCCGGGCGUCAGCGCCACCACCGUGCUGCCCUUCCACACCAGCACCGAGAUGUUCCAGGGCAUGAGGGUCAGGUUCCCCAACCUCUUCCCCCCACUGAAGCCGGAGACGGUGGCCCGGAGGACAGUGGAAGCCGUGCAGCUUAAUCAGGCCCUCCUCCUGUUGCCAUGGACGAUGCACGCCCUCAUUAUCUUGAAAAGCCUCCAGAAAACUCCACCGUAUACGCAUGAGAGUGAAUGUUAAAGAAGUCGAAUCCUACCGCAGUACUAUUAUAAAAAUAGUUUGCACUUGCAGACAGACCUCUGAAGAGAUCUCUGGUAUGCCCAAGGGUUCCUGGGCAACACUUGGAGAACUGCCAGCCUAGAGACUAAAUCUUGGCCGCAGCCUUUAACCUAAUGGGGAAGACAGGAAUCUCCUUGCCUAGGGCUUGAGAUUCAUAGAAACAUCACAGUGCUCGCCAGGUGGGAUUCACCAGGGAGACCACCUUGGGAGGUGUGCUUUACAGAGGAGAACUUGCUCCUCCAGAAUGUGCCCAGCAUCACAUUCUACAACUUUCCAGACUCUGGGCAGAAAACUCUUCCUGUCCCAGUCCCACACUAAACAGGCCAUUCCACAUGCCCCAUUCAGCACAGUUUUCAUGAGCCUCUCCUGCUGCAGAGAGAGCAUCCACCCUGGAGCCCCAAGUGACCAUGGACUCUUGGCUCCUCUGGGUCCCCAGCCCCCAGCUGACUGAACCCCUCUGACCUGAAAGGCCUUUUUUUUUUAACUUUUUAUUUUAUAUUGGAGUAUAGCCGAUGAACAGGCUUCCCAGGUGGCACUAAUGGUAAAGAACCCACCUGCCAGUGCAGGAGAUGUAAGAGAUGCAGGUUCAAUUCCUGGGUCGGGAAGAUUCCCCUGGAGGGGUGCUUGGCAACCCACUCUAGUAUUCUUGCCUGAAGAAUCCCAUGGACAGAGGAGCCUGGUGUUCUAUAGACCAUAGUGUCGCAGAGUCAGACACAACUGAAGCAACUUAGCACGCACACACGGGUAGCCUAUGAACAAUGUUGUGACACUGUGGACAGCAAAGGGACUCAGCCAUACACAUACAUGUAUCCAAACUCCCCUCCCAUCCAGGCUGCCUCAUAGCAUUAAGCAGAGUUCCCUGUGUUGUACAAUAAGACCUUGUUGGUUAUCCAUUUUAAAUAUAGCAGUGUGUACAUGUCCAUCCUAAAUUUCCUAACUAUCCCUUUGUUCUGGAAGUCUGUAUCUGUUUUGUAAGUAAAUUCAUUUAUAUCAUUUCCUGAAAGGCAUUUUUGGGAAGUGAAACACCCAAGUGCCUUUAUCAGAUGUCCAACCCCAGGAAACCAGGUUCCCCUCUGGCUACUGUGGACACAGUGGGCACCUGAGUAGCUGCUGUAACCUCAGGACCAGGGGGACACAUCAGUCCAUCCCUUCUCCAAAUUCAAAGCCCUUCCAGGACACAGAGUAAGGGGAGGGGGGGCGGGCAGGCAAGCCCCACCUCAGCCUCCCUCAGUCCAUGCUGACUACUGCUCUGAGCUACUCCUUGGCUGCUCCAUGAGCCUUAGGAGUCCAGGGACUCGGAUCCUCACCAAAGCCAAGCUAAUUGUCCACCUCCGGGAGCUUCUCAGAAGCUUUUGGGGACAUUCUAGAAAAAAGCUAAUUUGCCUAGAACACCUCAGCACUGUCCACAGUAAGCCCCCAGCCUACACUUCCUGUUCUGUCCCCCACUAUUUUCCCACAAGAAGCAGAGGCCAGCCCUUCCCCAUUCCCUGCACUUGCAUGCCCCUCUCACCUUCCCCAAGAGAAAUCCUCACAAGCUCAACUCUGUUGCCACCACCCCCAGGAAGCCUUCCCGAUUGCUCCAGCUGGAAUGAGGCUUUCCCAUCUUGCACCUAGGAUGGGCUGGACUCUUCAAACUUGAUUCAACAGAUGAACUGAGGGUGUCUCUAAGCUGGGUCCUCUGUGCCAGGUGCCAGGAUCAGAGAUGAAAUAUCUACCACAGAGACACACAGGGGCCCAACAAGGAAAUAACAAGCACAACUCCAGGCCUUGUUGGGGAAGCACAGGGCUAUAGGGAGCCCCAAGAAAGGCCUACGGGUGAGUCUGGGAAAUUUCCCACAAAGCAGGAAAUUGUGAAACGCUGAAGGUCAAGGCCUGCAGGUAUCAGGUUGGCCAAAAAGUUCGUUCAAGUUCGUCAUAAGGGGCCUGAAUGGACUUUUUGGCCAGCCCAGUAUAUGCAGGUGUUUUACUAUCUGGAGGGAAAUAAAGGGUGAGAAAUAAAAGGAAGGUCCCAGCUAAAGGAAGACACCACUCUGGAGUGGAGCAAACUUGGCUGAGAAUAUUGAAAUGGUGAUAGGACAGACUUUGGUAGCAAAUGUAUCAGGAAAACAGUGUGGCUGCUUAAUAGAUAAGUUAAUACAUGGAGUAGGGAGAAAUAAGAAGGUAAUACCCAGUACCUAACUCAUUAGCCCCACACAGUAAAUAUUUGUUGAAUAAGUGGCAUCUGGAGUUCAUAGAUUUCUGAGAUAAUUAUAGACCCUAAAAUGCUCAGAAUGUGGCUUUGAAAGUUUGUUUAUACCUACCCUUUACCUUGUAAAAAACUGUUUAUACUGGGCUUCCCUGGUGACUCAGAUGGUAAAAAAUCUCCCUGCAAUGCAAGAGACCUGGAUUCAGUCCCUGGGUCAGGAAGAUUCUCUGUAGGAGGGCAUGGCAAUUACUCCAAUAUUCUUGCCUAGAGAAUCCCCAUGGACAGAGGAGCCUGCUGGGCUACUGUCCCCCGGGUCGCAAAGAUUUGGACACAGCUGAGCAACUAACACUUUCACUUUCACUUCACUUUCAUUUAUCUACUUACU